Molecule: messenger RNA, 1131 nt
Organism: Endocarpon pusillum Z07020
Lineage: Eukaryota; Fungi; Ascomycota; Eurotiomycetes; Verrucariales; Verrucariaceae
Exons: 1
Coding region: 1-1131 (376 amino acids)
Cellular component (GO): nucleus
Molecular function (GO): DNA binding
Source: RefSeq, a predicted model, not a curated record
AUGGCCCUCGAUUCUGACAUUAUUGAACGCUUUUUCGCUGAAUUCGAACAGCUCCGCAGCCAAUACGCAGUCGAUUCGCAGGAUAUCUACAAUAUGGACGAAACAGGGUUUCAGAUAGGGCAAAUAGCGUCAAAAUACGUUGUUUUUGACCCUGCUAUGGGUGGCCCAGCGGCUCCAGCAUCAGAUAACACUCAAUGGGUCUCUAUUAUUGAGUGUAUGAAUACUGAAAGGGCUACUGAACAUCAUAUGUUUCCAGAGCAUGAGGAGCUUCCUGACGUUAUUUGGGCUUUUUCUCCUAAGGGAUGGACUGACGAAGAGCUAGCUGUUGAUUGGUUGCGUCGAAUAUUCGUCCCAGUUGCGUCAAAACAAGGCAAGCAUACCAUCCUGAUACUUGAUAGCCAAAAGAGUCAUAUUACUGGCGAAUUUCAGUAUUUCUGCCUCGAAAACAACAUCCACCCUCUCUAUUUACCUGCACACGCUACCCACAAACUUCAACCUCUUGACGUAGGUCCAUUUUCGCCUCUUUCAAGCGCGUACAGCCGCGCAGUUGAAGAAUACGCUCCAACCGGCACAACAGCACUCAAUCGAAGUAUUUUUAUAGUACUUUACGUACGAGCUCGUCAAGAAGCGUUUACUGAGCGAAAUAUUCGCGCAGGGUGGAGAAGAGCUGGCAUUUGGCCAACAAAUAAGCAAAAACUGCUAGAUGACCCUGAAAUUCAAAAUUUUGGCCGCACAACCCCUGAGUAUCAACCUGCGCCUGUCAAAGAGGGUCCUAACCAUCUCUAUAGCACUCCGAAGAAGCUCAAUGAAAUUCGAGAGCUCCAAGCGCAAAUUGAGGCCAAAGUUACUCCUCGAACUCAACGCGCCGUACGCAAGCCAAGCCACGCAGCUAUUCAAGAGCAUGCCGGCGCCCAAUUGCUUCAAAAUGAGCUCAACAACUUACGCAAGCAAUCUCAUCAGCAAGAGGUCAAAAAGCGCUCAAAACGCAUGGUAAAAGAGAGGGUGCAGCGUUCGUGGAACCUUGAGGAGGUCAGGGCUGCCAAAGAGGGCAGGGCGCCCUCUAGGGUGCAAAUUACGCACCGUACGGAGGAUUCAUUGCGCAUAAGAAUUCUCUCAGAUAGGCUCAAAUAG